This is a messenger RNA of Necator americanus (New World hookworm), 1146 nucleotides long. RefSeq lists its product as uncharacterized. The coding region runs from base 1 to 1146 and encodes 381 amino acids. Lineage: Eukaryota; Metazoa; Nematoda; Chromadorea; Rhabditida; Ancylostomatidae. The transcript has 12 exons. The record is from RefSeq and is a predicted model, not a curated record.
AUGACAAAGAAAGGAGCAAAUGCAUGCUCGGCUCCUCAUUCACCACUGAAGAAAGAAGAGAUGGAGAAUGAACCUCCCCAAGCUCUCGGACCUACGUCUACGCAGAGCGUAGUUCCAGACGAUGAAGUGGAAAGUUCUCGACGGAGCACCUCCCUAUCUAAGGCAGAAGACAAAGUGGAAAUAAAGGAUGAAGGGGUAAACCCUUCACAACAGUCUCCUGCCGCGCAGGCAGAUACCAAAAAGCGAGGAGACGAGUUCAACGACGUCGAAUUGGUGCACAACACCAAAAGUGAUAAAGUGAGGUCACCGUUCCUCCCCAGAAACAGUCGAUCCGUAGAUGGAGUGAAAGUGAAUAAAGGAAGUAGUCUCCGCUGUGUGCAGAACUCUUUGCCUCCUUCUCGAACACCAUCAUCCCAGAACCGAAUGUCAUCGGAUGUUCGGAAUCUCUCUACUGUUCAAGGCACUCAACCUACAGAAAAAUGUGAUUCAAAAUCAGGAUUGAGAAAAAACUCCGUACCAGCAACUGUCGCGCUUAACAACAGUAAAGUGCAGAUGAAUGCAAUGAGGAAGACGGAUAAUAGUCAAGAAAAUUUUGGUAGCUCUAAGAAGGCUACGGACAAAAGCAAGCAAUCGAGUAGUUGUCAAAAGGAAUCGAAGAUAGUCAAGUCUGCACCCAAGAACGUUGGAACAAUCAAAUCGAGAAAAGCAGAGAGCAAAUCUGGCAGCUCGAGAAUUUGUUCUGCAAAGUCAAAACCAAAGUCGGUCGUAUCGGAGAGGCAGAAAUUAUCUAAGAGCACAUCUCAAAAGUCUGCAACUCAGUCGCUAUCUGGAAGAAAUGUAUUUGGGAAGAACGAGAAGAAAACAAAUAGUGGGAAGUCCAAGCAGAAAAAAAUCACCAAAAGCAAGAAACCUGCUAAAGGCAAAAAGAGCAAAAGUGGACAGCUUCUUUGCUGCACAGCGAAAGCGAAAUCAGAAAGCAAAAGCUCUGAGAAGGUCGAAAUGAAACCGCAUUCGUCAUCGAUGUCUAGAAGUCAACGGAGAACGCACAGCGUAUCAAUCAAAUCGCAGAAAAGUACUCAAAAAAGGACAAAGAGUGCAGAGAAGUCAGAGGAUUCACCUAGGAUGCAGAUACGUUCCAUUGCAUAG